AUGACACCUCGAAUCCCAAUCGCAGAUGACUUCCCCUCCAACGUGACCGUAGUAAUCUCCUACCCGGGCUCACACGACACCACGCCUCCCCCAACCAGCGCUCAAAAGCCGGGAGCAACACAGAGAGCACAAAACAUCCUGAUCCUCCUCCACGGCCUAGGCGACACAGCCACCAAAUUCGCCUCCUUCGGCCGCGCACUCAAUCUACCCGAGACAAUCUGCAUAACCGUGCAGGCACCCACGCCCUUACCGAGCAGUUUCAUCGACCUCCCCGGCGGCGGAUACCAUUGGGGCAAUGACGUCGUCUUCAACAACGACAACGACGCUCGCACCGAGGGCGCGUUAGCUAUGGACGCCGGCUUUGAUCGUGCGCGAUCUUUGCUUGUGAAAGAUGUCGUUACGGAUACCCUUGUCAAGAAACAUGGGUACAAAUUACGCGAUAUAAUGUUCCUGGGCUUUGGGCAGGGAGGUAUGGCCGCGCUGGAUGCGGCGAGGGAGUUGGGUCUGCAUCCACCUGUGGAAAGUGAGAUGCCUGUUGCCGCGAGGAUGGAGUCUUCGGCGGUGCCGUGGACGCCGUCGAGUGCAAGUGCGAGGGAAGGGAGAGGGAAAGUAGGCGACAGACAGUAUCAUGCUUCGCUGUCUGGUGUUGUCUCGUUCGGUGCCGCGUAUCCGUUAUCGGCGAGUACGGUGGCUGGUAGUGGGACGAAGGAUAAGACACCAGUGCUGUUACUUGCAGGGCGAGAUGAUGGGUCUUCGGCUGUGACGGAUACAGCACUAAAAAGGACGAGGGAUGUCUUUGAGUUUGUGGAGAUACAUCGUUGGAAUAGACGCGGGGAUGGUAUGCCGAAGAGUAGAGAGGAUAUGUUGCCUGUGAUGCAGUUUUUUGCUAGAAGAUUGAAGAGUAGGAAGGGCGUGCCGGACGGAGCUAUUGAAUUGACUUGA
Molecule: messenger RNA, 942 nt
Organism: Talaromyces amestolkiae
Lineage: Eukaryota; Fungi; Ascomycota; Eurotiomycetes; Eurotiales; Trichocomaceae
Exons: 1
Coding region: 1-942 (313 amino acids)
Biological process (GO): protein depalmitoylation
Cellular component (GO): cytoplasm
Molecular function (GO): carboxylic ester hydrolase activity; palmitoyl-(protein) hydrolase activity
Source: RefSeq, a predicted model, not a curated record